GCCCCUCGCGUCACGUGCCGGCGGCAGAGCCAAUGGCCGCGCGCUCCCGCCGCUCCGCGCGUUGCCGGGCAGCGGCCGCGGGGGGGCGCCGUGCCCGCCCGCCAUGCUGAGGGCCAAGGUGCUGCUGGUGGGGCCCCGUGAGUCUGGCAAGUCUGUGCUGGCAAACUUCGUGUCCGAGAGCACGGAAGGGAUCUGCAGCUACAGCCCCACGCAGGGGGUCAGGAUCCUGGAGUAUGAGAAACCAAACCUCAACGGGAACAGCAAGGGAGCUGCGUGUCGGUUCGAGCUGUGGGAUUGCAGUGGGGAUCAGAAGUUUGAAACGUGCUGGCCAGCUCUGAUGAAGGACUCUCAUGGUGUAAUAAUCAUCUUCAACCCUGACCUGCCGAGCCACCUGAAAGAAAUCGAGAUGUGGUACUCGUGCUUCGUGCAGCAGCAGCCUCUGCUUGACAGUCAGUGUCUCCUGGUGGCACAUCACAAGCCAGGCAGUGCAGGGGACACAGAAAACCUGUCCUUGGCUUAUCCACUGAACAAGCUAAAACUGAUACAUUCCAACUUAGAGGAAGAUCCUGAAGAUGUUCGGAUGGAAUUUAUCAAGUACUUCAGAAGCAUUAUCACCAUAAUAAAUGAGAGCAGAGAGAGGGAAGAAAUGUCAAUUAUCUCAUAAUAUUAAAAAAUACUGAACAAGGAAGAAAAAAUAUAAUUUUCCCUUAGUAAGCUAUACUAGCCUGUGAACAGGCCCUCCCAAGGAGAAUUUGCCAGGCUACAAAUACUUCAGUCUGUGAACAAGGGGUGACAUCAGGUGAACUCUGGUGCCAGGGAGGUGGGUGCACAUCCAGGAAUUUGAGUAGCUUUGUAGCUGCACUUUGGCAUCAGAGGCACAGGAAGGUGUUACUAUGUUAGUGUGGCCCAAAAUACAAAGGUAUGGGUGGUGUGUUCAGAAUUCCUCUGUGCAGGGCAGCUUGGAGAAGAAAGCCUGACAGAACAUAAGAUGCUGGAGUUCUGUUGAAGCAUCUGGGCAAAGUGCUCAUGUUAGCUGGAGAAGGCUUGUCUUUGGAAGUCAGUACAAACUGAUUGGAAUAGAGAUCUCAGAAGUCAUAGUGUAGACUCCACAUUUUUAUGUUCUAAGUUGUCCUUGUCUUUCCCUUGAGGAGACCACAGUGCACAGCCAUUGCCUUGGCAGGACAGAGCAGGUUGCAGUCUUUAUCAAGACUAAGUCUUUCUUCUAUUCCAACAAAAUGAACAUGUUGUAAGGACAAUGUUUAGGUCUCUCUGGGAGGAAGGAAUUGAAAUCUUGGUUUAAUGCAAUAUUCUGACUUAUGUCAGAAGCUCAAAUAAGUUCUGCAUUCUCCAGAGGAGUAAAAGCUGUUUCAAAACUUUACUGUUCCCUGUUGCAUUGAAAUAAGUGGUUUCAUAGAUAAUUUACUUUCUGAUUCAUUUGGUUUGCACUCAUUCCUGUUCUUUGUGUGUUUUGCUGCAGAAGACUUUUUUUUGUAACAUGUAUUACUAAGGCAAUAAAAACAUUUUAAAAAUGCA
Motacilla alba alba is the source of this 1533-nucleotide messenger RNA. RefSeq names its product intraflagellar transport 22 (gene IFT22). The record is from RefSeq and is a predicted model, not a curated record. Lineage: Eukaryota; Metazoa; Chordata; Aves; Passeriformes; Motacillidae. Gene Ontology annotation, biological process: intracellular protein transport. Bases 104 to 664 code for a protein of 186 amino acids. Gene Ontology annotation, molecular function: GTPase activity. Gene Ontology annotation, cellular component: endomembrane system. The transcript is spliced from 5 exons.